Peniophora sp. CBMAI 1063 is the source of this 1518-nucleotide messenger RNA. The record is from the annotation of a GenBank genome assembly. Lineage: Eukaryota; Fungi; Basidiomycota; Agaricomycetes; Russulales; Peniophoraceae.
AUGAUCACCGCGCGCGCCACUAUUGUUCUACUUGCUGCGGCACAUGCAGCCUUCGGACAGGAGUUGAAUGUGCCUUCGAGCUGGACGGAUGUAACCGUGACGGACACCCCAGCGAUUCGUCAUGGUUACGCAAACGAUGCCGCACAAGCGCUAGUCAGCCAUCUCACAAACAACGGGAGCUUGUCUGAUCAGAUCAACGGACAAGCGCUCGCGAGCAUGUACACGACACUUGCCAUGCAAGAUUGGCUGAGUGGCAACGAGACGUGGAAGACAUCUGUCACGCAGAACCUGCAGACCUGGGUUCAGCAAAAUGACCCGUUCGGAAACGGGACAAAGGAAGCGCAGCGCACCAACACCAAUGGCUUGCAAUGGGGGAUUGCGAGCUACUAUGCAUACAAGGCAUACAACCAAACAUCGUUCCUGACAAUGGCUCAGAGUUUGUGGGAUACGACGGUAGCCGACUUCAUAACAGCUGAUAUCACUGUCACCCCGCCGAAGAGCAAACCGACGCCACCGCGCAACAUCACCUGGCUCAAUGCUACUGGGUGCUUCGACAAGGUCGCAGCCGGAGGAGUCUUCUGGCUGCCGGGCGUCUCGAACAACGCUCAAAUACAGCAAGAUACUGUCGGGUCUUUUGCAACACUUGCCGGGAACUUAUACGAGGCCACGCGAAACGAGACAUACAAAACUCUAGGACUACAGACUGUGAGCUUCAUGGAAAAGACCAUGCACAACGCGAGCUCCAAUCUUCAGUACGGCGUAUUCGAUGUCCAAGCUUGCCAGGUCUACACCGGACACAGCCCAAGCUUCCAAGGGUGGUACCUGCUCCCGUUGAGUAUCUGGGCAAACAUCACAAACGACUCAUCCAUGCUGGGACUUCUGCGACAAGUUGUAUCCACCUCUGUACUCAGUUCUGACUGGACCGAGACGAACUCGGGCCUUCUGACGGACCCGAAUACUGACGUGAGCGAUAACGUCUGGGACGACAAAGCCAUUCUCGUUCGAGCGCUUAGCGAGACCCUGCGCCGCUUCCCAAGUUCGACCGACUUGACGUCUUUCAUUCAAUCCUUCCUCGCCGUCCAGUACAACGAACUUGUAGGCAAUGCGCGAUCCGGUAGCAACUACUCGACGUCUUUGGUUGGACCCGCACCGCCGUCCUACAACAGUGAUGGCAACAUCGUCGCGCUCGAUGUGCUGAAUGCAGCAGCGGCAUUGCCGCAGGGAACUGCCGCAGCUACCUCUACAUCUUCACAGGCGCCUUCAACCACGUUGCCCGCCAUCCUGUCCGCCACCACCCCGUCCGCCAUCACAAUUACCUCGCAUGUCGCAGCUACGACCUCUGCAGGGUCAAAUUCGUCAUCGACCUCAUCGGCUGCAUCUACUCGGCCUAUGAUAGGCGGUACUGUUGGCGGCCUCCCCUUCUUCAGUGUCUUCAUUUGCGUGGCGCUGUGGUAUUGCUGCGCAUCCCAAGGAGCAGCGUCGACUUUGGCGGAGGAUGCUCAGCAAAAGCGUAACUAG